UAUAUGUAGUUUAAUGGAGACUGCUUGCCGUGAAUUUCAAAUAGAUCGGUAUAAGUGGAGAACACUUACAACGGACAAUGCUAACAACAUGAAAGCAGCGUCACGUCUAUUUGUAGGAAAUGGCAAACACGUCUCUUGUUUUGCUCACACAAUUCACCUGGUUGUCGAUGAUGUGGUAAAAAAUAUUGCAUCGUUCUCAAAAGUUUUGGAUAAGGUGAAGAAAAUUGUUACUCAUUUCAAACACAGUCCUGCAGCCAUGGACAUGCUGCGAAAGUUACAGGCUGACGAAGGGAUAGCAGAAGGUUGAAUAAAAACUCUUGUCCAAAGUGUAGACACGAGGUGGAAUUCGUGUCUCGACAUGCUUGAUUCUUUUCUCAAACUUUCAAAUAAAGUAGCAUUGGUUUUAAUAAAACGAUCAACUUCUAUGAAGGGAUUGCCAGACAUGCUAACAGCUCACGAAAUAGAUAUAUGCAAAGACUUUUGUGAUUUGCUAAGUCCGUAUAAAAACGCAACAGAAAAAAUAAGCGGUAAAAACUACGUCACAGUUAGCAUGGUAAUUCCAUUAAUAUCCUUACUGAUAAAUAAAAUACGUACAUUGACUGUAGAAUCGGCUGAAGGAAAACUUACUAAAGAAACUCUACUAAAAGUUUCUGAAGACCGUUUUCAAUCUUUUCAAAACAACAAAACACUGGUGAAGUCAACAAUGUUGGACCCCCGGUUUAAAAAAUUAUAUUUAUCGCCGCUCAAUGCUCAAGAAGCUAUUCAAGACAUUAUCACCGAGGGAUCGGCAGACAUCACUGAAAAACGAAACUCAAUGGACAAUGGUCCAAACGGAAGACAACUUGAUGAGAUGAGGGAAGUAGAAACAAACGAAAGCUUCCUAGAGGCCCAUAAUAGAUCAAUUGCCAUAAAGCCAAAUACAGAUGCCAUGGAAAAUACAGAAAUAAAACUAUUUUUAAAUUUACCACUCGCUCCCUGGGAGACAGAUCCCUUCGAGUUUUGGAAAUCCCAGGGAAACACUUUACCGAAGUUAUCAAAAUUGGCCAUGAGUUACCUUAUAACACCAGGUAGCUCGGUUCCUUCAGAGCGGCUGGCCUCCGCCAUAAAAUGCGUUGUCUGCGACACGCGAAGCCGCAUGACAGAUGUUCAUAUAAAACAAAGAGUUUUUUUGAAAUCCUUAAAAAAAGAAUUUUGGAGGUAA
Drosophila willistoni is the source of this 1201-nucleotide messenger RNA. RefSeq names its product zinc finger BED domain-containing protein 4-like. The coding region runs from base 359 to 1201 and encodes 280 amino acids. The transcript has 2 exons. NCBI's taxonomy places the organism in Eukaryota, Metazoa, Arthropoda, Insecta, Diptera, Drosophilidae. The record is from RefSeq and is a predicted model, not a curated record. Gene Ontology annotation, molecular function: protein dimerization activity.